This is a messenger RNA of Alligator mississippiensis (American alligator), 1502 nucleotides long. It is a transcript of the gene EDN3, whose product is annotated as endothelin 3. Bases 625 to 1158 code for a protein of 177 amino acids. NCBI's taxonomy places the organism in Eukaryota, Metazoa, Chordata, Crocodylia, Alligatoridae. The transcript has 5 exons. Gene Ontology annotation, molecular function: hormone activity; endothelin B receptor binding. The record is from RefSeq and is a predicted model, not a curated record. Gene Ontology annotation, cellular component: extracellular region. Gene Ontology annotation, biological process: vein smooth muscle contraction; intracellular calcium ion homeostasis; regulation of systemic arterial blood pressure by endothelin.
AAUGUUUUAUAUUACAAAAUGGACACGGCAACCAAAACGGUUGCAUGAGGCGCACGGUUCAAACACCUCUAAGAAUACACGAGGCAAAGAGGGUGGUAGACGGCCUGCGGAUAGGGAGCUAGGGGAAGAGAUUAAGCAAUUUGCCGAAGGCCUCACGGGAAACCAGGGGCACAGGUGCAUUAAAACCCAGCGUGGAUUUGAACGGCAAUGACUGCUCUAACGUGGGCCUGGCCUACCCCUCCGACGGUUCAACGCCGCAAGCAACAGAAUGAGCUUGUCCAAAAGGGAGGGCCGCGUACCCCCUGAAGCAGUCCUGCCUCCUCCCUUCCUCUACCUGCCCAGUCCUGCGGGCCCCGAGAAAGCAGGAGCGCCUCCAAAACAAGCCCCGUGCAUCCCGAGAGCGGAGCCAGGCAGUGUCAGGAAGGCAGCUGUCCUCUUGUGGGAGGCGUCUGCAAGUGUUCACCAGCAGCUCCAGGCUGGGAGGCGGGAGAAACCGAGCCAUGGAUCCGGCUUGCUUGUGACCACAGUCUGCUCCAGUGCACGAGGGGGAAGGACGGCACAGCAGCAGGCAGCGCCCCGGCAUCUGCCGCCCUUCACCUCCGCCCGGCGCCACUUGGGUUGUUCAUGGAGCUGCGAGUCCUGCUGCUCCUCGGACUUACAAUCACAUCCAGCGCAGGCUUCUCGCUGCCCGUGUCCCGCCCGUGGGGCGGCAGCGCCGAGCCCCGGCCGCCCGCCCCGCGGCCCCGGCACGGCGAGCGCGGCGAGGCCGGCCACGCGGCGGGGCUGCCGGCGGCCGGGGGCGGGGAGGCGCCGCGCCGCAGAGCCAAGCGCUGCACGUGCUACACCUACAAGGACAAGGAGUGCGUGUACUACUGCCACCUGGACAUCAUCUGGAUCAACACGCCCGAGAGGACGGUCCCAUAUGGGCUUUCUAACUACCGAGGCAGUUUUAGAGGGAAAAGGUCUACAAGCCACCUUCAAAGGAACUCGGAGUCUUCAGAAUGGUCUUCAUUUCGAUGUUCUUGUUUGGACACACAUGACAAACAGUGUCUGCGGUUUUGCACAAGAUCACAGGACACCAGAAGCAAUCAGGUGUCACUGAAAAGGACAUCAGAGGAAGAACAUCACAGAAGAAAGGAACAGACUCUCGUUAAAUAGCAGAGAGGAGCUGUGCAGUUUUUGAACAGAGCAACUUGGGACAUGUUUGCCUAUCCCCUGCUCCAUAGGUCACCAAGGCACAGAAAAUGGAACAAAUGUAUAGAGAAGAGGAUAGAAAGCAGAGUAACUAUGGUUUAUAUGCCAGAUGUGGAGAGUUAAACUGGACCUAGCAUCUGGUUUAAGAUAACUGUCUCCAGCUCUGUUCUCCAAUCCACUCCUGGCAUUGACACAUCACUUCAGAAAUGCAGUCUUGCUGCCAAUGUAGGCAGAGACUUUCAGUUCUGGUCUGGAAUGCAGCAUCUGUAAGAACCAAUGAUGUGCCAAAAAUAAAUUUCUUAUAUGAA